Drosophila nasuta is the source of this 902-nucleotide messenger RNA. Its product is annotated as acylpyruvase FAHD1, mitochondrial. Bases 120 to 812 code for a protein of 230 amino acids. Gene Ontology annotation, molecular function: acetylpyruvate hydrolase activity. NCBI's taxonomy places the organism in Eukaryota, Metazoa, Arthropoda, Insecta, Diptera, Drosophilidae. The transcript is spliced from 4 exons. Gene Ontology annotation, cellular component: mitochondrion. The record is from RefSeq and is a predicted model, not a curated record.
ACACUCGAUCAGUUGUUUUGGAUUCUGUUAUUUAAUUUUUGCUAUUGAUAAACUAUUUUAGGCUGAGGGGGGCACGUCUCCAGAUAACCUUCGAGCCCAAUAAACUCAACGUUGACGCAAUGGUGCGACUUUUCAACACUUUACGCAUGGCUUGCCAACGCAACCAGGAUACAGCCAACUUCGUCUUCAAUGGCAAAAAGAUUGUGGGAGUGGCGCUGAACUACAUGUGCGCUGUCAAGGCCAGGAAAGUGGCUGUGCCCACAGUGCCCCUCGUCUUCCUGAAGCCCACAAGUUCCUAUAUUCGCGAAGGAUCUCCCAUUGUCCUGCCCAAAGUGUUCAACAAGGUGGCCUAUGAAGUGGAGCUGGGCGUCGUCAUCGGUUCGCGCUGCAAAAAUGUGUCCAAAGAGCAUGCUAUGGAAUAUGUGGGUGGCUAUUGCCUGGCCCUGGACCUCACUGCCCAAUGCAAUCUGACGGCAGCACGCGCCACUGGCGGCCCCUGGACAUUGGGCAAGGGAUUCGAUACAUCAACCCCUGUAUCCUCUUUUAUACCCUUCGAUGCUGUGCAAGAUCCACAUGCGCUGCCACUGUGGCUGAAAGUUAAUGGAGAGUUAAAACAAAGCGGUUGCACAGCCGACUUGAUCUUCAAAGUGCCUGACAUUAUCUCCUAUGUAUCCAAGCAUAUGACGCUGGAAGAAAAUGACUUGAUACUAACGGGCACACCACAUGGAUCGGAAGCUUUUAAAGCAGGCGAUGUAAUCGAGUGCGGCUUAGCCGAUCUGGCUAACAUGAAGUUCAAGGUGUGUGACGAAUAAAUUGUCGGCCAUAUGACUUUAAAUUAAAUUUUUUAUGAUUUUCAAACUACUAUUAAAUUGACACUUAAAUUGCUGUUCUCUGAUAUGUGA